Messenger RNA from Sinocyclocheilus grahami, 3556 nucleotides. RefSeq names its product regulator of G-protein signaling 12-like. The record is from RefSeq and is a predicted model, not a curated record. The transcript is spliced from 10 exons. Gene Ontology annotation, biological process: regulation of G protein-coupled receptor signaling pathway. Gene Ontology annotation, molecular function: protein binding; GTPase activator activity. NCBI's taxonomy places the organism in Eukaryota, Metazoa, Chordata, Actinopteri, Cypriniformes, Cyprinidae. Bases 179 to 3178 code for a protein of 999 amino acids. Gene Ontology annotation, cellular component: plasma membrane; nucleus; cytoplasm.
GUUCAAGUCCGUCGCGCGAAGGGAGUUCCGAAAUAAACGAAGAAAAACUUUGGAAUUAAAAAGAGUGCAGGUCUGAUCUGUAGCAGUGCAGCAAGAUGAUUGUUCAUGGUUGGAACUGUAUCUGAACGAAACUACUAUACCAGUACAAAGUACUACUAUUGUGAGUUCCAGCACCAAAAUGCGAGUUCUGAAGCCAGCUGAGUCGACUAUGAGGCAUUCGGAUCGUCCCCCCAGCCCGGCAGUGCGCAGGGUGGAGAUGGAGCGUGGCAGAGCUGGCUACGGGUUCACCAUUGCUGGCCAAGCACCUUGUGUCCUGCGGGGAAUAAUAAAAGGGAGUCCAGCGUACAGUGUCGGACUGCGGCCUGAGGACCGCAUCUUGCGUGUGAACGAUACAGACGUGUCCGAUGCACCGCAUGAAAUUGUGGUGAAGCUGAUUGGUAUGUCAUCACAAUCACUGUGUUUGCUGGUCACAUCAGGUGACAGGCCACCCAUGGCCUCCUGCUCCAGUGACGAGGAACUGGGUUGUCAGAGUAAGAGCAAACUGCCGUGGCUCAAUCCUGGAAAAAAGGAUCCUUUCCCCAACAGUAUGGACAUGAGGGAGCCGAUGCUUCAGUCGGUUGGAAGUUUUGAUACUGUCUUUGAGAUCUCUGAUCAGGGCACCAUGAGCGCCCAUCAAGAUAACCAGGAAAAACAAAGACCUUUGUCUGAACCAGAUAUGUCUUAUUGGUUGCAGCAGCGUAGGUCAAAUAGUCUUUCACAGGAUGACACGUCUCGAGUCGUAAGUGAGGAUUCUGUGUUUUCAGACCUUCAGAGUCAGAAUGACUUUGUAUCUGACUCCAGCAUCCUGAACUUUGCGAUGAUUGUGGGAUACAUCAACUCCAUGGAACUGGAGCUAGUAAUGUCACAAUCUGAGGAGGAGGCAUUGCAAGUCAUCCGUGAAUGCAUUAGUCAGAUUGGCAUUGAGCAGAAGACCCAUUCGCUGGUCAUGAUGAGGGUCAAAUGCAACUGCGUUCAGCUUUGCGAUGACCGAGAUGUUGUUCUAGCAUCUUACCCAGCGGAGAACCUGGCGCUUUGUAUCAUUUGCUCGGAGGACAGCAGGUUCUUUGGCCUUGUCUCGGUUGAUACGACCAAAAAUAUUCAUGCUGGGAUGCAGACAAGCACCCUGAAGACAUUAUGUCAUGUGUUUUUCAUAGAUCCGGAGCUUUAUGAACACAAGGAGCACCAAAGCAUCAUAGGGCACUUUGGGAUUCCCUGCACUCCAGAUCCAGACACUCAAGGCUGUUUGGAGUUUCCUCAAACUCCACACUCGAUUUCUCACUUUGUGUCCGUCCUCUAUUCUGACAUGGGGGACUAUAUUGAAAAACUGAGACUGAAACUUGACAGCGAGAAUCCUGAAGAAGAACCACAAAACGCACGUAACAAUGGCAGUGGCAGUGACAGCGGGAUCGGAAAUGCUUCGCCGGAGGAUAGAGACAGUCUCAAUGGCCAGUGGAGCUUCACGCCUCCAAACAUUUCCAACCCACCACCAUAUUAUUCACAGCACAGAAACAAACCCGAGUGCAGGUGCCUUCUGUCCGAUCCGCUAGCAGGAGCUGCUCAACCUGUGACUCAAUCGAUAGAGACAUGCCGAGGUGUCUCAGGCAAGGCAGACAGUUCAGCUUUUACUCCUCUUUGUCUUAGUAUGCAAUCUAACUUGCGACCUAAACCGAGAACCAGUCAACGCAGACCUUCCAUUGGCUUAAAGGCUCGCUGGCAGAAGUCUCGUCCCAACAGCAUUGAAUGCUUGGUUGAAAGGGACAGCGAUGGGCCCACAAGUAAAAGUAGCAUCCUUCCUCCCGCUAUGAAACAAAUACCGACUAUCCGAUACAAACCACUAGAAGAUCUCAAACAUCCUCAGAGAAUGAACUUCACUCCACAGCUUGAGCUGACCUCCAGGUUCUUCAGUAGUGCAGCCAAGCAUAAGGAUGGGGAAAAUAAGGGGUCUUUAUUUUGGGCACUCACAAGGGGACGUUCCUCUGUACGAAGAACAUCAGGUCCCACUAAACGACUCAGUCUGGCUCAUUCACUUAAUGACCUUGAGUCGGCUGCAUCAGAUAGAGAGCGCAGCGGUCUCGAGCGUCAUGACUGCGGCAGUGUGAGCAGUUUGGAAAGUAAUGGUAGUCUGCCCAGCGUCACCAACCAUUGUCGCUUCUCAGAGCGCCGUGUUGCAUCAUGGGCCGUCAGCUUUGAGCGUUUGCUCCAGGAUCCUGUGGGUGUUCGCUAUUUUUCUGAGUUUCUAAAGAAGGAGUUUAGUGAGGAAAACAUCUUAUUCUGGCAGGCCUGUGAAUGCUUUAGCCAAGUUCCAGAACAUGACAAAAAGCAGAGAGAUGAAAGCUUGGCAGGACAACCGUCGAAAGGAGAUGGUGAAGACAAGCAUCCCCGGUCAGCUGCGUCAGAGAGGAAGAAAGGGAAAAAGAAUCAUAUAGAUGAAGCAGAGGAAUUUUUCGAGUUGUUGAGUCGUGCUCAGAGCAGUCGUGUUGACGACCAGAGAGGCUUGCUGAGAAAAGAAGACCUUGUGCUUCCUGACUUUCUCCGUCUGAACCCUGAUCCCGAACCCCAACCCCCUGCCUGCUCAACCCCCACCUCUCAUAAACCCGGCCACACCACCACAACCCCCCAGUCUCCUAAACCCAGCUCCUCAAACGGACACCCCCGUGCACCCAGCCCUGACUCGCCUCCUUUCACCGCCCCACUCUCCCCCAUCCUACACUCCUCUGGUCCGCAGGGUCAGGACGAGGAAGGGCUGGGCGACCUGACUCUUGUGGGGGAGGGUGACAUCAGCAGCCCUAACUCCACUCUGCUUCCGCCUCCGCCGAUCUCUCCGCCCCUUUAUGAGGGCAGCCUACCUGAGGCCAACUUCACUCCUCCGCUAUGCUUACACAGGCAUCCCAGCCCAGGUACAGAAGAAGGAAACGCAUGCACUUCAGCUGUCAACAACCAUCCCUCUUCAGCAGCUCAAGUGCUGGACAAGAGGGUCACUCUGGAGGACAGCUUCGAGGGUUACGCAGCUGAGCUUCGCCAGUGCCAGAACAAAAUGAGAAAUGACAUUUACCCCUCCACAGAAGCGCCCCGUCCCCUCAGCGGGGUGCUGGAAGUCAACGAGAGCGACACAGUGCAAUAUAAAGCAACGUUUGUCUGAAGGAAGCUGCUUGCUGGACAUUUUCAAAGACUGAUAUGGAGCCAAAUUGUGUAUGUGGAAAAUCUUUUGAAAAGAUUGAAAGGGUUAUUCGUUUAAAUGUAACUUUAGACCAUUCUUUAUUUAAUGAUAAUGAUAAAAAGAAAAACUCUGUGUUCAGUGUUAGAUUGGGAUCAUAGUGCACAUCAGAAUAUCAGUGUAACUAGCUGGGAAAUUGUUGUGGGAGGUAAAAGCAACUGGUUUCAGUAGUUAUAGUGGAAUUUAGUCCAUCAAGUCAUAAAUUCCUUUUCAUGGAGUGUUCUGUUUUUUUCAAGGCUGUCUUGUACUGUAAUUUUGGAAAAACAAACACAUCUAGUCUUAUGUUAAAUACAUUAAGUUUUA